Trichoplusia ni (cabbage looper) is the source of this 3378-nucleotide messenger RNA. RefSeq names its product extended synaptotagmin-2-A (gene Esyt2). The record is from RefSeq and is a predicted model, not a curated record. Gene Ontology annotation, biological process: lipid transport. The transcript is spliced from 24 exons. Gene Ontology annotation, molecular function: lipid binding. The coding region runs from base 301 to 2766 and encodes 821 amino acids. Lineage: Eukaryota; Metazoa; Arthropoda; Insecta; Lepidoptera; Noctuidae.
AACAUGUGAAAAACAUCAAUGCGAGGCGCGAGCGAGUAGCAAACUUGCGUUAUCGAGGAUUGAGAGCACUUACAAGCUAGGUGCUGUUUACGUGUUAAAUCAUUUUUAUUUUAUAAGUACAUUACAAACCGUUAACAAAAAUAUUAAAUUUUCAGCAUUGUUAAUUAAAUAAAUGACAAAUUGGUAGUGAUGAGUACAAUGCUCUAGUCUCGCCAGGAAAUUAGCAUUUGGUAAUCGGUUUUAUUUUGUAUUGUGUUUAGUUUUUGUUCGUUUUUCAACCACUACACUCGAGCGUCCAGCAUGGCAAGUAACGAAAAGAAAAUGGUGUCAUCAAGUAAACCUGCUCUGCCCCCAAGCAGUGAAGAUAAUGUCAGUGUACUGGCCAUGAUGUAUAGAUUCUUUAAAAAGGUAUCGGUGGUUGGUGCGGUGUACCUUGUAGGAUACAUGCAAUGGAGCGUGGCGUGGCUGAUCGGUCCCGUUAUACUGUCCGUACUGCGCGAUCAAUGGCGCAAGGAGAGUGAGUACCGGCGCAACUUAGCCAAGGCCGCCGCUCAAUCGUCUGAGAAAGAUGUUGUUUUGGCCAAACUGGACGACUUGCCGGCGUGGGUAUUCUUCCCGGACGUGGAACGUGCAGAAUGGCUGAACAGGAUUCUCCUGCAAGUGUGGCCAAAUGUAAACCACUACGCUCGUAAUCUGCUAAAGGACUCCAUCGAGCCCGCAGUGGCGGAGAGCUUGUCUAACUUCAAACUUAACGGUUUCAAGUUUGAACGUAUGAUUCUUGGCACUAUCGCGCCUCGUGUCGGCGGCGUUAAAGUCUACGACAAGAACUUGUCCAGGAACGAAAUCAUCAUGGAUGUUGACUUGUUCUACGCCGGCGACUGCGAUAUAUCUUUCGUUCUGCAACGAAUUCGUGGAGGUAUUAAAGAUCUUCAGAUCCAUGGAAUGGUGCGUAUAGUGAUGAAGCCGCUGAUCACCAAGAUGCCUUUAGUGGGAGGUCUACAAAUAUUCUUCCUGAACAAUCCGUCUAUUGACUUCAACUUGGUCGGCGCCGCUGACGUCCUUGAUAUGCCCGGUUUCAGUGAUAUUCUACGUCGUUGUAUCGUAGAACAAAUUGCGAAAAUGAUGGUGUUACCCAACAAGCUGCCUAUUAAGUUGAGUGAUGAAGUACCUACUGUUGAUCUGAGGAUGCCUGAACCUGAGGGUGUUCUUCGUAUUCACCUUGUAAAGGCGCAGAAUCUUAUGAAAAAAGACGUGUCGAUGCUUGGUAAGGGUAAGUCUGAUCCGUACGCGAUAAUAACGGUGGGCGCUCAGCAAUGGAAGACCAAACACAUUGACAAUGACGUUAACCCGCGCUGGGACUACUGGUGCGAGGCGAUAAUAAGCUCAAGGAAGAGUCAAGUGCUGCAGUGUGAGCUGUGGGACUGGGACCCAGGCAUGGGCAUACAGAACGAUGAUUAUCUUGGCAGGUGCUCGUUAGAUAUCUCUCAAGUUGUCCGCUUUGGUCGUUUGGAUACGUGGCAAACGCUUCAGGAAGCUAAACACGGCAAAGUGGAAUUGAGACUGUCGUGGCACCGCCUCACUUCUGACGUCACGGAACUUAGUCGCGCCCUGACUGAAACCCUCUUGAUCAAAACUGGUGACCUCAGUUCAGCUGUUUUGUCAGUUUACAUCGAUUCUUGCAAAAAAUUACCUAACGCUCGCGCCCAGUCGCGCCCCGACCCUUACCUGACCGUGACAGUGGGCAAGAAGACGGAGAACACCGCCGUACAGAUGAGGACUGACGACCCCGUCUACGAGAUAGGAUACUCCUUCCUCGUGCAGAACCCAGAGAUCGAUAACUUGGAGAUCAAGGUCCUGGAUUCCAAGACUGGUAGCAGACUCGGACAGCUGACAUACAGUAUCUCAUCGCUGUUGAAACAAAAGAACCUCAGUAUGAUCACUCAACCAUUGAUGCUGCAGAAGUCUGGACCAGAGUCCAAGAUCAUCAUGUCUUUGCAGCUGAGGAUUUUGAAAGAGGCUAUUAAGGAAGAGGACUUCGAGGAAGAGCCUUAUGCGGAGUUGCCGAGCGAGCCCUCACCGGGCGUGACGCCGGCCGCUGCUCCCGCCGCGCCGCCCGCGCCCGCCAACGUCGACUCCGUAGAUAACAAGCAAGACGCGCUGCUUACUGAAUCUGCUGCUUUACGUACUGAGCCAGAACUGAAAAAUAUUGAAGAUGCGCCCAUAGAUAACAGCUCGCAGAAGUCCGUGCCUGUCGAAGUCAUUGAAAAAGAAGUUGACACUCAAGAAUACCAGGUACCAACUGGUCGUGAAUCACCUAAACUAAUUCACAGAACUUCUUCGUUAACUACGUCUGCCGGUGAAGCUGGUUUAGGCCGUAUUCUAAUUUCAUUCCGCUACAGCAUGCAGAACCAAACACUUUACGUAGUUGUACACAAAAUCAUGCAUAUACCACUCAAGGAUCCGAGCAAUGUGCCUGACCCAUAUGUGAAGUUAUACCUGCUGCCCGGACGAGCCAAAGACUCCAAACGCAAAACGGUGGUGGUGAAGGAUAGUUGUAUGCCUGAAUACGACGAGCAGUUCGAGUGGGUGAUCCCGCUCGCGGAGCUGCACUCGCGGCAGAUGGAGGUCACUGUCGCCACGCACAAGGGAUUCCUCGGCGGAAGCCCUGUUAUUGGACAAGUACUAGUACAUCUCAACCAGUACGACUUCCGUGAGGCCAAGACCAUGUGGUUCGACCUCAUGCCCGAGACAUCGCCCAGAGAUUAAACGAAUAUACUCAGUCAAAUUACUUGUUUACUAUUAAAGUACUUAUGAAUCUUAUUUAUAUUUUGCAAUUGCAAAAGCCAUAUACUGCUGAUCUGAUUGCUAAUAUGUUCGUAGAGUCGCGUGUGAAACUUACUGACACGAAGGUUGUGUAAAAGCGGCCUAUUCUCUCAAAUAUUUAUGUAUUUACUAAAUGUCUAGGUCUACGAUGAUGCGUGUUGUUCCCUAUGCGUUCUUGAAACAAUCAUUGGAUUGUGAUUUAACUUUAGGGCGUUCUGAAUACGCCCAAUAAAAGAAACCAGAUGUCUUAAUGUCAUACCGCAUUCAGGGUACAAUUAGUACUAUAAAAUAUACAAACGUCGCUAAAUUACUAGAAAAUCUAUAUAUUUAUACACUUGUUUCUAUGUUUAUUGUUGUAAAUGUUUUCAGUGUUUAAUGUUUAAAAAUAAUCUUUUGCUUAUGAGUUUCGUAACGCUAAGUCAAACUAAUUCCGUUAAGCUUAUGAUUGUGUUGUGACAACGCAUUUAUGUCGAGACGCAUAUUAUAUUUUGUGUGGAUUAUUUGUUAUUUUUUUUAUUGCAUUUAAGCGUAUUUUUCGUGUAAUAAAUAUUUUAA